AGUCCACAGGCGCAGGAGCCAGAUCAGUGAGCUCUGCGCCGACUGCGCCUUGGAGAAAACCAGCGGGAACCCAGACCCCCCACGAGCCCCUCGUCCUCGCCCAGCCUGGCCCGGCCCCGCGCUAUGGAGUUCCUCUGGGCCCCCCUCUUGGGUCUCUGCUACAGUCUGGCUGCUGCCGACCGCCACACCGUCUUCUGGAACAGUUCAAACCCCAAGUUCCAGAAUGAGGACUACACGGUACAUGUGCAGCUAAAUGACUACCUGGACAUCAUCUGUCCCCAUUACGAGGAUGACUCUGUGGCAACCGCUGCCAUGGAGCAGUAUACACUGUAUCUGGUAGAGCUAGAGGAGUACCAGCUGUGCCAACCGAAAUCCAAGAGCCAGGUCCGCUGGCAGUGCAACCAUCCCAGUGCCAGGCAUGGCCCAGAGAAGCUCUCUGAGAAGUUCCUGCGCUUCACGCCCUUUUCCCUGGGCAAGGAAUUCAAAGAGGGACACAGCUACUACUACAUCUCCAAAUCCAUCCACCACCAAGACGACCAGUGCUUGAGGCUGAAAGUGACCAUCGAUGGCAAAAUCACUCACAGCCCUCAGGCCCAUGCCAAUCCACAGGAGAAGAGACUUCCAGCAGAUGACCCAGAAGUGCAGGUUCUACAUAGCAUCGGACACAGUGCUGCCCCCCGCCUCUUCCCACUUGCCUGGGCUGUGCUGCUCCUGCCAUUUCUGCUGCUGCAAACCCCGUGACGUUGUAUGCCACAUCUGGCCUAAGGAUUGAAACUGGGCUGAGGAGGCAGAAGCAGGCCCCCCUCACCUGUCCUGGGGUCCCUCCCAAAGCCCCAGUCCUGGGAACCAUCCCACCACACGUACAAGCUGCCACUCAGCAGCCUCAAAACGAGUCAGUAUUAAGGGUUUCAACCCAAAGGAGGUCGGCAAGCCUAGUAGUGCCAUCCCUGCCUCCACCUCAGAGGGAUGGACAAAGAAGCGGGGACAGUCCUUUCCCUGCCAUUCCUACCCUUAAGCCAAAAAAACAAGCUGUGCAGACAUGGACUCUUAAGAAGGACGCUGUGGGAGCUGAGCUGGAAGCGGUCUGGGGUCAUGUGGGUGGACACUGAGCUUGGCAAAGAUGCCCUUCCUACAGAGAGCCAGGAUGUCAGGAUGAACUGAUUGAAGGAAAAGCAGGAGACAGUGUCCUGCCUGGGAGCCAGGGACAGGAGAGGUGGUAUGCUUGCGCUGACCCAACAUCUCCCGUCAUGGGAAGGUUUGCAGGCAGUCACCGCACCCUCCUACCUGGGGCAGCACCCCCCAGAGCUGUGCCAACAGGGGGGCUGUGCCAACCUGUUCUUAGAGUGUAGCUGUUAGGGCAGGGCCCAUAUGUACAGGAUUUGUAUAUAAAUUUGUGGUGUCUCUGUUGUUUUCUAUAACUGGCUUUUUUUAUACAAUGUUGUGUCUGAAAAUAAAGCUGUUUAGUUUUUUGUACA
Molecule: messenger RNA, 1475 nt
Organism: Pteronotus mesoamericanus
Lineage: Eukaryota; Metazoa; Chordata; Mammalia; Chiroptera; Mormoopidae
Gene: EFNA1
Product: ephrin A1
Exons: 5
Coding region: 124-741 (205 amino acids)
Biological process (GO): ephrin receptor signaling pathway; axon guidance
Cellular component (GO): plasma membrane
Molecular function (GO): ephrin receptor binding
Source: RefSeq, a predicted model, not a curated record